Messenger RNA from Pleuronectes platessa (European plaice), 15597 nucleotides. It is a transcript of the gene mycbp2, whose product is annotated as MYC binding protein 2. The record is from RefSeq and is a predicted model, not a curated record. Lineage: Eukaryota; Metazoa; Chordata; Actinopteri; Pleuronectiformes; Pleuronectidae. The coding region runs from base 562 to 14775 and encodes 4737 amino acids. Gene Ontology annotation, cellular component: nucleus. The transcript has 82 exons.
UCCACUUCCACGGAUGUCAAACAAGAAACAUGAUCAUAAAUGAAACUAGCCGCGAACAGGGGAGGUCAUUGUUCGGGUAGAAAUCAAUGAUAGCUCGGUUUUGCUCGUAUGAAAAUAUCCCGGCAUGCUAGCGACGCAAGACUCCGCCAGGGAGGGGAGGGAUGAUGGAGCUAAGAUGGCAGCCCAGCUGAGGGUGCUGCCUCUCCGGGGUCAAGAAAUAAUCAAGCAGCGACUGAGACCCAAACAACCAUAGGGAGGAUUUUUCCCCUGGAAAAUAGCGGUUCUGUUUAUCCCAGCAGAUAUUUUGGGAUGGCUCGAUGAGACUCAUUCUUCGGGCGACGGGCACCGUGUUGACGCUGAGGCUGGAUCGGAAGACCGUAGUUGCGCCACCGGAUUGGCUUCAAUUUGCGCUAAUAACCGUGGAUGCUAAUUGUGGUUUUUCCCCGCAACCCGGAGCGUAACAUGUGGCGGAUUUAACAAUUGAGCGGACCCGCUUCUGAUGGCUAGAUGUCACCUGGUCGUGUCGUGUUUUGAGUGAUAUAUGCAUUGUUCUCCAAGACGAUGAUGUGUGCUGCUGCGGCAGCGGCCGCCGGCGGUGGGAUCUUGCCCUCCGCAUCCCCGUCCAUGGGGCUGGGUGUCCGGGUCACUUCUGGAGCAGGAGCCGAGUUUUCAACCAUCGGUACGGGCAUGGGUUCCUGCCCGACGCCCGGAGCCCAGUCGGACUGUCGGACUCGGUACCAGCUUCUGCUCUCGGGACGAGCCCUGGCCGAAAGAUACCGGCGGAUUUACACCACCGCUAUCAACGAUAAAGAGCAGGGGUUAAAUCAAGGAAGGGGAAAAAAGGCUUUGAGUAAGAAGAAACUGAAGAGGCGACAGAAAGUCAAGUCAAAAGUGAAAUCAAGAACAAAGGCCGAGAGUAUAGAUGGAGCCCUCUGUGUGCCGGACAUCAAGCUGCACAGCAACCCAUCUGCAUUCAAUGUCUACUGCAAUGUGCGGCACUGUGUGCUGGACUGGCAGCAGAGAGAGGCCUCCCUCGCGCUGGCCUCCAGGAGCUCGGCGCAGAGUGGCGACUCAGACAGCGAGGAGGAAGAGGAGUACCGCGAGCCAAUCAUCAAGCUGCCAAAGAUCAUUGGCAUUGGCCUGUGUGGGGUAUUUGAACUGAUAAAAGAGACCCGGUUCUCUCACCCCUCACUGUGCCUGCGUAGCCUGCAAGCUUUGUUGGACAUGCUACAGGGACAACAGCCUGAGGGCUUUCAGACUGAACCUCCUGAUGUGCUAGAGUCUCUUUUCCAGCUUUUGUUGGAAACCACAGUCCGGAGCACAGGGCCCAAUGACCCGACAGGACAGGCCAUCACUGCCCUGUCCUGCGCCUGCCUCUUCAGUCUGGUGGUGGCCUGGGGAGACACCGGUAAAAUCUUGCAGGCUGUGUCUGCCAUCCUCACCAACAACGGCAGCCAUGCCUGUCAGACGAUACAGGUGCCCACCAUACUGAACGCGCUACAGAGAAGUGUACAGGCUGUCCUGGUGGGAAAGAUCCAAAUUCAAGACUGGUUUGGAAACGGCAUCAAACGCGCGGCCCUGAUGAACAAGUGGGUGCUGAAAGAGGUGGCCAUCGAAGAGGAUGAGCGCUGUCUUCUGCAGACCGACGGCUCCUUUCUAUACUUGCUCUGCAAAGAUGGACUGUACAAAGUGGGCUCUGGAUACAGUGGCACUGUCAGGGGCCACGUGUACAACUCCACAUCCCGAAUCAGGAAUCGGAAGGAGAAGAGAUCAUGGCUUGGCUUUGCUCAGGGAUACUUGUUGUAUCAGGACACAAGUAACAACAGUAUGUCGGCCCUCAAGAUCAACCCAGAGACCUUGGAGCAUGAGGGGACUGUCACCAUGCCAGGGCAACACUCAGACGGACAGAACAUCAUCUUCACAGAUGGAGAGUACAUCAACCAGAUCGCUGCCUGCAAAGAUGAUGGUUUUGUGGUGCGGAUCUACACUAUGAGCUUAGACCCGGCCCUGCAGCAGGAACUGCAGCUGAAGCUGGCAAGGAAAUGUCUGCACGCUUGUGGUAUCUCUCUCUUUGACCUAGAGAAGGAUCUGCACAUCAUCAGCACCGGCUUUGAUGAAGAGGCAGCGUUGCUCGGAGCAGGCAGGGAGUUUGCUCUGAUGAAAACUGCCUCAGGAAAGGUCUACUACACAGGAAAGUACCAGAGCCUGGGUAUAAAGCAGGGUGGCCCGUCAGCAGGAAAAUGGGUGGAACUGCCUGUUACAAAGUCUCCCAAGAUAAUUCAAUUCUCCGUCGGCCAUGAUGGUUCUCAUGCUCUGCUAGUGGCUGAGGACGGAAGUGUAUUCUUCACAGGCUCUGCCAGCAAGGGAGAGGAUGGAGAGUCCACUAAAAGUCGCAGACAGCCCAAGCCGUAUAAGCCCAAGAAGAUGAUCAAACUAGAGACCAAGACGGCAGUGUAUACAGGGUGUAACAAUGGCAGCAGCAGUAUUGUCACCAAGGAUGGAGAGCUCUACAUGUUUGGCAAAGAUGCCAUUUACAGUGACAGUACCUGCCAGGUGACAGACCUGAAAGGUCACUUUGUAACUCAGGUUGCCAUGGGAAAAGCCCAUACGUGUGUCCUGACCAAGAUCGGUGAAGUGUGGACAUUUGGUGUGAACAACAAGGGCCAAUGUGGUAGAGACACUGGAUCUAUGAGCCAGACAGGGAAAGCGUUUGGUGUGGAGAGCAUGGCCACAGCCAUGGAUGAAGACCUGGAAGAUGAGCUGGAGGAGAAGGAGGAGAAGAGUAUGAUGUGCCAGCCAGGCAUGCACAAGUGGAAGUUGGACCAAUGCAUGGUCUGCACAGUAUGUGGAGACUGCACUGGCUAUGGUGCCAGCUGUGUCAGCAGUGGUCGGCCAGACAGAGUACCAGGAGGUAUCUGUGGCUGUGGGUCUGGAGAGUCUGGCUGCUCAGCAUGUGGCUGCUGCAAGGCCUGUGCCCGGGAGCUCGAUGGUCAGGAGGCAAGACAGAGAGGCAUCUUUGAUGCUGUGAAGGAGAUGAUUCCACUGGACCUGCUGCUAGCUGUGCCUGUCCCUCCCCCCCCAGGAGUGAACAUUGAGGAACACAUUCAGAUCCGCCAGGAGGAGAAACGGCAGAGGAUCAACCGCCGGCACAGGCUGGAGGAGGGCAGAGGCCCCCUUGUUUUUCCUGGUCCCAUUUUUAUGAACCAACGUGAGCAGGCCCUAGCCAGAAUAAGACCCCUUCAGGCACUAAGGCAUAAACGGGACAAGCACAAAGAUGGUAGCAGCGAGCGAGGAGAGAAAGACGCCAGCAAAAUUACCACCUACCCCCCGGGGGCAGUGAGGUUUGACAGCGAGCUACGAGCUGUACAGGUCAGCUGCGGUUUUCACCACUCAGUGGUGUUGAUGGAAAAUGGAGACGUCUACACAUUCGGUUAUGGCCAACAUGGGCAGCUCGGACAUGGAGAUGUCAACUCCAGGGGUUCCCCAACUCUGGUGCAGUCCCUUCCGGGUCCGAGCGUCCAGGUGACAGCAGGGAGUAACCACACAGCCGUUCUCCUCAUGGAUGGACAGGUCUUCACAUUUGGAAGCUUCUCGAAAGGGCAGCUUGGGCGGCCUAUCCUAGACAUGCCCUACUGGAAUGCCAAGCCAUCCCCCAUGCCCAACAUCGGGGCCAAAUAUGGAAGAAAGGCCACCUGGAUUGGCGCCAGUGGAGACCAGACGUUCCUACGGAUCGAUGAGGCUCUUAUCAACUCCCAUGUCCUGGCUACUUCAGAGAUCUUUGCCAGCAAACACAUCAUUGGACUCGUGCCCUCCUCUUUGACUGAGCCAGCUCCAUUUAAAUGCUUGCUUAUCAACAAAAUGGAUGGAAGCUGCCGGACCUUCAAUGACUCUGAGCAGGAGGACCUGCAGGGAUUUGGCCUAUGUCUGGAUCCUGUGUACGAUGUCAUAUGGAGAUUCUUGCCAGCCUCAAAAGAGAUGUGGUGCUACAACGCAGUGAUAGCUGAUGCCAGGAUGCCCUCUGCCACAGAUCUACAGGCUCGCUGCAGCAUCCUUAGUCCAGAGCUGGCUUUGCCAUCAGGAUCAAAUGCAACUACCACACGCUCUCACGGAGCCCUUCACAUCCUUGGUUGCCUUGAUACGUUGGCAGCCAUGCAGGAGCUAAAGAUGGGUGUAGCCAGCGCAGAGGAAGAGACCCAGGCAGUGAUGAAGGUCUACUCCAAGGAAGACUACAGUGUGGUGAACCGCUUUGAGAGUCACGGCGGUGGUUGGGGUUACUCAGCUCACUCUGUGGAGGCCAUUCGCUUUUGUGCUGAUGCUGACAUCCUGCUGGGUGGGCUGGGCCUGUUUGGGGGUCGAGGGGAGUACACUGCCAAGAUCAAGCUUUUUGAGCUGGGACCUGAUGGGGGUGACCAUGAGACAGAUGGUGAUCUGCUGGCUGAGACAGACGUCCUGGCUUAUGACUGUGCUGCCAGGGAGAAAUAUGCCAUGAUGUUUGACGAGCCCGUGCUGCUGCAGCUUGGUUGGUGGUAUGUGGCGUGGGCCCGAGUGUCUGGUCCUAGCAGUGACUGUGGCUCGCACGGACAGGCUACCAUUACAACUGACGACGGCGUUGUCUUUCAGUUCAAAAGCUCCAAGAAGUCAAACAACGGUACCGAUGUUAACGCGGGUCAAAUACCUCAGCUACUUUACAGGCUUCCUUCUAAUGAUGGCAAUGCAUCGAAAGGGAAACAGCAGACCAGUGAACCAGUCCAUAUCCUGAAACGCUCAUUUGCUCGCACAGUGUCCGUAGAGUGUUUUGAGUCUCUGCUGAGUGUCCUUCACUGGAGCUGGACCACCUUGGUUUUGGGUGUGGAAGAGCUGCGAGGGCUGAAAGGCUUCCAGUACACAGCCACCCUGCUGGACCUUGAGAGACUGCGCUUCGUUGGCACAUGCUGCCUUCGCCUGCUCAGGGUCUACAUCUGUGAGAUCUUCCCUAUUGCGGCCAGCACCAAGGCUGUGGUGGAGGAGUCGAGCAAGCUGGCAGAGUGCGUGGGAAAGACUCGCAGCCUGCUGAAGAAGAUCCUGUCCGAAGGCAUGGACAACUGCCUGACCAAGCUGGACAAUGACCCCGAGGGCUACUUGUCUCAGCCUCUUACCCUGCUGGAAGCUGUGCUUCAGGAGUGUCACAAUACCUUCACCGCCUGCUUCCACUCCUUCUACCCGACCCCGGCUCUGCAGUGGGCAUGCCUCUGUGACCUGCUCAACUGCCUCGACCAGGAUAUUGCCGAAGCAAACUUCCGCACAUCCAGCAGUCGUCUGCUGGCAGCCGUAAUGUCAGCUCUAUGCAACACCUCCGUUAAGCUGACGUCCAUCCUGCCCAUCGCAUAUGACGGAGAAGUGCUGCUGCGUUCACUCGUCAAACAAGUCAGCACAGAGAACGACUCUGCACUCGCUCACCGCUUCCCCCUCCUGGUGGCCCAUAUGGAGAAGCUAAGCCAUACGGAGGAGAACCUGAUGGGCAUGACCAGUUUUCGAGAGGUACUGGAGAAGAUGCUGGUGAUUGUGGUGUUGCCAGUAAGGAAGAGUUUGAGGAAGGAGGUCGAGCUCUUCUCUCCACACCUGGUCUCCAACACCUGUGGUCUGCUGGCCUCCAUCGUCUCGGAGCUCACGGCCUCUGCCCUUGGCUCUGAGGUCGAUGGACUGAACUCACUCCACUCUGUGAAAGCAUCUCCCAACCGCUUCACUAAAACGAGCCAGGGCCGGAGUUGGAAUACGGGGAACGGUUCACCGGAUGCCAUCUGUCUGACAGUGGACAAGCCAGGCAUUGUUCUGGUGGGCGUCUGUGUCUACGGAGGAGGGGGCAUCCAUGAGUAUGAACUAGAGGUGUUGGCUGAUGAUGCUCAAACAGAGCAUCCAGGGGACUCGGCACAUUCUCACAGGUGGACAUCUCUUGAGCUGGUGAAGGGCACCUACAGCACUGAUGAUUCUCCCAGUGAUAUUGCUGAGAUUCGCUUGGACAAGGCUGUGCCACUCAAGGAAGGGGUAAAGUAUGCUGUACGGUUGCGAAACUAUGGCAGCAGGACAGCUAAUGGGGACGGAGGUAUGACCACAGUCCAGUGCUCGGACGGUGUGGCCUUCACCUUCAGCACCUGCAGCUUGAGUAGCAAUGGGACCAAUCAGACCAGAGGACAGAUCCCACAGAUUCUCUACUACAGGAGUGAGUAUGAUGGGGACCUGCAGUCUCAGCUGCUGAGCAAAGCCAAUGAGGAGGAUAAGAACUGCAGCAGAUCCCUAUCUGUUGUCAGUGCUGUGGUCAGAGCUGCAAAGGACCUGCUUCAUAGAGCAUUUGCUGUCGAUGUGGAGGACAUUCCUGAGUUAUUAAGUUCCUCCAGCCUGUUCUCCAUGCUCCUGCCCCUUAUCCUGGCCUACAUUGGCCCUGUGGCAGCAUCAGUGCCUAAGGCUGCUGUAGAGGUCUUUGGACUGGUUCAGGAGCUGUUGCCUGCCGUAUCAGCCCUCAACCAAAAAUACGCACCACCCACUUUCAAUCCCAACCAAUCAACAGAUAGCACGACAGGAAACCAGCCUGAGCAAGGCCUGUCGGCAUGUACCACCUCAAACCACUACUCAGUAAUGGAGAGUGAUCACCCUUACAAGCAAGCAGGUGUAACACAAUACAGAGUAUCAUUCCCAGACUGCGUCCGUUGGACCACAAUUGAAUUCGAUCCUCAAUGUGGCACUGCACAGCCAGAGGACGUCCUACGCCUGCUCAUCCCCAGCCGAACACUCCACCUGGCCGGUGUGGGCGGCAAACCUCUGAUACAUGACACCAUCAACACCUGGACUGAGCUGAAGAAGUUCUCAGGCUCCACAGGCUGGCCAACAACUGUCCUUGUGCUGCCAGGAAAUGAAGUUUUGUUCUCACUGGAGACGGCCUCAGAUUAUGUCAAAGAUGAGAAGGCUUGCUUCUACGGGUUCAAGUGUGUGGCAGUGGGAUAUGAAUUCAACACUGGUCCUGAAGAGGGUAUUAUUCAACUAGAGAAGGAGUUGGCCUACCUGGGCAGCGUUUGUGCUGCAGCCCUGAUGAAGAAAGACCUGGCCCUCCCUAUAGGCAAUGAAUUGGAGGAGGAUCUUGAGAUUCUAGAAGAAGCAUCUUUACAGGUGUGUAAGUCUCACUCAGGGAUCCUUGGAAAGGGUCUGGCCUUGUCUCACUCCCCAACCAUCCUAGAGGCCCUGGAGGGGAACCUCCCCCUUCACCUCCAAACCAACGAGCACUCUUUCCUUGAGGACUUCAUCACCUGUUUACAGACCUCAAGUGGAGGACGUCUGGCCAGGUGGCUGCAGCCAGACUCUUACGCAGACCCUCAGAAAACGUCUCUGAUCCUGAACAAAGAUGACAUACGCUGUGGUUGGCCAACCACCGUGGUCGUACAGACAAAAGACCAGUAUGGGGAUGUUGUGCAUGUUCCCAACAUGAAGGUGGAGGUGAAGGCUGUACCCGUUUCACAAAAAAAGUCAAUGCAUCCCGAGAAUGUGAAGAAGCUGCAGCGGCUACCUGGAAGCUCCUCCCCUUCGUCCUCUGGUCCUGACCUUACCUUUGGAGGUCUGCCAAUGCCCAAGCUGGAGGCUACGUACGAGCCCAUGAUUGUGAAAGAAGCUCGAUACAUUGCCAUUACCAUGAUGAAGGCGUAUGAAAACUACUCCUUUGAGGAGCUGCGUUUUGCUUCCCCCACUCCAAAGAGACCCAGUGAGAACAUGUUGAUUCGUGCCAACACUGAUGGAACCUACAGCGCCAACUGGACUCCAGGAGCAGUAGGCCUCUACACAAUCCACGUCACCAUUGACGGCAUUGAAAUAGAUGCUGGUCUGGAGGUCGAAGUCAAAGAUCCUCCCAAAGGAAUGAUACCACCUGGAACUCAGAUGGUAAAACCGAAGGCCGAACCUCAGCCUAGCAAGGUCCGCAAAUUUGUGUCCAAGGACAGCGCAGGCCUGCGUGUGCGUAGUCACCCCUCCCUGCAGAGUGAACAGAUAGGCAUAGUGCAUGUCAAUGGCACCAUCACUUUCAUUGACGAGAUCCAUAAUGAUGAUGGCGUAUGGCUCAGGCUCAAUGAUGAAACAGUAAAGAAGUAUGUUCCAAGCAUGAAUGGGUACACUGAAGCCUGGUGCCUCUCAUUUAACCAGCACCUGGGCCGGAGCCUACUGGUCCCAGCCGACGAGGUCAGGGGCCAAUCGGAGGAGAACGUAAAGGAGGUGAGCAGCUGCCCUUCCCAUGAGGCCCCCAUUCGGGUGCAGAACAGGGCAGGGCAGGGCGGCGGCCCGGGGCUUUAUAAGGUAGUGAAGACCGGCCCCUCUGGUCACAACAUCAGAAGCUGUCCAAACCUUAGGGGUAUCCCCAUUGGAAUGUUAGUACUUGGCAACAAGGUCAAGGCCAUAGGCGAGGUGGUCAACUCGGAGGGGACCUGGGUACAGCUGGAUAAGAACAGUGUCGUGGAGUUCUGUGAGAGUGAUGAAGGAGAGGCCUGGUCACUGGCAAGAGACCGCGGCGGCAACCAGUACCUUCGCCAUGAUGACGAACAAGCAUUGAUUGAGCAUGGUGCUCAGACCCCACCACCAAGCCCUUUCUCCGUUCAGGCCUUCAACAGAGCCGCGGCUUCAAACGGAGCACAGGGCUUUGACUACGGCAUCUCCAACAACAAAGGUGACCGGUUGAGUGCCAUACUGAAUUCCAUUCAGUCUGGGCCUUUCCUCUCAGCAGCUCCCUCCUCCUCCGUAUUUGAGCAAGCCGCUCAACCUCCUCCCUCCUCCUCCUCCCUUGUCCACAGCCCAUUUGUGUUUGGACAAUCCCCCUCCCAACUGUCUCAGCCACAACCACAGCUUCUGAGUGAACGAGGAGGCCAGAUGUCUGGCGCACGACCCAUGUCCCCAUCCUCCAAACACCGUCAGGAGAACCGCUCGCCCAAACAGGAGAGUCGGGGAAGUCGUUCAUCUGAACAGAGCAGGAGCAAGACGGGUGAGGGCGGACUCUCAGCCAGCGAAGCUCUCAUCCUGCGCUCUGACACGGCCAAACUGAGGUCCGACUCUCACAGUCGCUCCCAUUCGCCCAAUCACAACACUCUGCAAGCUCUAAAGGCAGAUGGGAGAAAUUCAGGACUUCGGGCCGAGUCCCCAAACCCUGGGUCUCGCUCCUCUUCUCCCAAACAAAAAGUCGUAUCCUCCUCAGGCAGGUUGAGUCCCUCCAAUACCUCUUCCCAGCACUCAUCUUCAACCCACCAUGACAAGAACCUCCCACCUAAAGUGAGUCCAUCUUCCAAAGCCCGACUCGACCCUCCCAGAGAGAGAUCCAAAUCAGACUCAUACACUCUGGACCCGGACACACUCAGAAAGAAGAAAGUUCCACUUACAGAGCCCCUUAGAGGCCGAUCUACCUCCCCCAAACCCAAAUUAUCUCCUAAAGAUCCAAACCAAGAUGUUAGCAGUAAUGCAGAGAACCGUGUUCCUUCUCCUCAUGUGACCCAAGAGAACCUCCACAGUGAAGUAGUGGAGGUUUGCACCUCUAGUGCUCUCCUCUCCAACGAGGAGGGCAACGAUGAGAAUGUGGAGGUCAGUAAUGGAGAGGAUGGCUCAGGUAAGGUGCACUUUAGCAUUGGCAAAGCUCCUGUGAAAGAAGAACUUGAGAGUCGCUCUUCACCUAAAGUCAGUCGUAAAACCUCUAGUCGACACACGCGCCCGAAGAAGGACAAAUCUGGGCCCCUCUUCAAAGGUGAGAGCACAUCGAGGGUCACAGAGCCGGCCAAACAGGCCAUGUCGCCCUCUGUGGCCGAAUGUGCGCGAGCAGUCUUCGCAGCAUUCCUUUGGCACGAAGGUAUUGUCCACGAUGCCAUGGCCUGCUCAUCCUUCCUAAAGUUCAACCCAGACUUAACCAAAGAGCACGCCCCAAUCCGCAGCUCCCUGGGAGGACAGGGUGCUGAGGAGAAGGAAAAUAAGUUAAAGAACCGACACUCUUUAGAGAUUUCCUCUGCACUUAACAUGUUUAACAUUGCUCCACACGGCCCUGACAUCUCUAAAAUGGGCAGCAUCAACAAAAACAAGGUACUGUCCAUGUUGAAGGAACCCCCAUUGCCAGAGAAGUGUGAAGAUGGGAAAGGGGAGGCCACUUCCUAUGAGAUGAGUUCUAAUCCCUCUAUGAGGGUUAAGUCGAUAUUACCGUUAACGUUGCAGCAUUUGGUUGCCUUCUGGGAGGACAUAUCUAUGGCCACCAUCAAAGCUGCAACUCAGAACAUGAUCUUCCCCAGCCCAGGGUCCAGCGCCAUCUUAAAAAAGAAGGAACACGAGAAAGACAAUAAAAAGUCAAAGAAGGAGAAGAAGAAGAGGGAGAAAUCUGACGUGCGUCCGAGAGGGAAUCUAUUUGGAGAGAUGGCACAGCUUGCCAUGGGUGGACCGGAAAAAGACACCAUCUGCGAGCUGUGUGGGGAGUCUCACCCGUAUCCUGUCACCUACCACAUGAGACAGGCUCAUCCAGGGUGUGGACGCUACGCUGGUGGCCAGGGCUACAACAGUAUUGGCCACUUCUGUGGUGGUUGGGCCGGGAACUGUGGCGACGGAGGCAUAGGAGGCAGCACCUGGUACCUGGUGUGCGAUCGCUGUCGUGAAAAGUACCUCAGAGAGAAACAGACGGCUGCCAGGGAAAAGGUACCCUACUGCUGCAUCAAGGUGAAGCAGUCGAGGAAGAAACCUCUGCAAGUGAAGACCCCGAGGGUCCUGCCCACAAUUGAGGCCCACCAGGUGAUUCGGGCAAACGCUUUGUUCCUGCUGUCCCUGAGCAGUGCGGCCGAACCCAGCAUGCUGUGCCACCACCCUCCCCGGCCCCUACACUCGCACCUGCUUCCCAGCCUCAAGGAGGGCGUGUCGGACGAACUGCCAAAUAAAAUGGGCUGCCUCUACCUGCAGACACUAGCCAGGCAACACACAGAGAACUUUGGGUCCUACCAAGAUGAUAACCUCUUCCAAGAUGAGAUGAGGUAUUUGCGCUCUACAUCUGUCCCCGCACCUUAUAUUUCAGUCACCCCUGAUGCCUGCCCCAAUGUGUUUGAGGAACCUGAGAACAACAUGAAAUCAAUGCCCCCCAGGCUCUCUAUUAGUCUCGAGACCAGUCCAAUCACAGACACCGACACGGCCAAGCGUACGGUGUUUCAGAGGUCUUACUCAGUCGUGGCCUCCGAGUAUGACAAGCAACACUCACCCUCUCCAGCCCGGGUCAAAGCUGUGCCCAGACGCAGGGUGCAAAGUGGUGAUGCAGAGGUGGGCUCCUCCCUGCUGAGGCACCCGUCUCCGGAGCUCUCUCGGCUGAUCUCGGCCCACGGCUCCCUCAGUAAGGGGGAGAGGAACUUCCAGUGGCCUGUGUUGGCUUUUGUUAUCCAGCACCAUGACCUGGAGGGCCUGGAGGUGGCCAUGAGGCACGCGCUGAGGAAAUCUGCCUGCAGAGUGUUUGCAAUGGAGGCCUUCAACUGGCUGCUGUGCAAUGUGAUCCAGACCACUUCUCUGCACGACAUCCUUUGGCAUUUUGUAGCAUCUCUCACUCCAUCGCCCUUUGAGCCAGAGGAUGAGGAAGAUGAGGAGAACAAGGGCAACAAAGAAAUUGUGGAACAGGAAAGAGACCUUGGCGUUUGUGAACACCCUCUGUCAGAUAUUGUCAUCGCUGGGGAAGCAGCUCAUCCUCUCCCUCACACUUUCCACCGCCUCCUUCAGACCAUCUCUGACCUCAUGAUGUCACUUCCUAGUGGCAGCUCGCUUCAGCAGAUGGCCCUCAGGUGCUGGAGUCUUAAAUUCAAGCAGUCGGACCAUCAGUUCCUCCACCAGAGCAACGUUUUCCAUCAUAUCAACAAUAUUUUGUCCAAGUCGGAUGAUGGAGACAGCGAGGAGAGCUUCAACAUCAGUGUGCAGUCAGGCUACGAAGCAAUGAGCCAGGAUCUCUGCAUGGUGACCUGUCUGAAGGAUCUGACCAGUGUGGUGGACAUCAAGACAUCAAGUCGUCCUGCCAUGAUCGGCAGCCUGACAGACGGCUCCACAGAGACCUUCUGGGAAUCGGGAGACGAGGACAAGAACAAAACCAAGAGCAUCACCAUCAGCUGUGUGAAAGGCAUCAACGCCUCCAACGUGUCUGUUCAUGUGGAUAACUCCAGGGACAUUGGGAACAAAGUCACAGCAGUAACGUUUCUGUGUGGAAAAGCAAUAGAGGACCUCUGCAGGAUUAAACAGGUUGACCUCGACUCCCGUCACAUGGGCUGGGUGACCAGUGAGCUCCCUGGAGGAGAUCAUCAUGUGAUCAAAGUGGAACUGAAAGGUCCCGAAAACACCCUUAGGGUUCGGCAGGUGAAGGUUCUUGGCUGGAAAGAGGGUGAAAGCAUCAAGAUUCCUGGACAGAUCUCUGCCAGCAUGGCCCAACAGAAGAACUGCGAGGCUGAGACCCUCAGAGUUUUCCGCCUCAUCACCUCACAGGUCUUUGGAAAACUAAUCUGUGGAGAUGCCGAACCGACACCAGAACAGGAGGAGAAAAAUCUGCUUUCGUCGCCUGAGGGAGAAGAUAAGGCUCCAUCUGAUGCAGACCUUAAGGAGCACAUGGUGGGAAUCAUUUUCAGCAGGAGCAAACUGACCAACCUGCAGAAACAGGUGUGUGCCCACAUCGUCCAGGCCAUCCGUAUGGAGGCCACACGUGUGAGAGAGGAGUGGGAGCACGCCAUCUCCAGCAAAGAGAACGCCAACUCUCAACCCAGUGACGAUGACGCCUCCUCAGACGCCUACUGCUUUGAGCUGCUGUCCAUGGUCCUGGCUCUGAGUGGCUCCAACGUGGGCCGCCAGUACCUCGCUCAGCAGCUGACACUCAUGCAAGACCUUUUCUCCCUGCUGCACACGGCUUCCCCACGUGUACAGAGACAGGUGACAUCUUUGCUCAGACGGGUCCUUCCAGAGGUCACACCUGUGCGACUUGCCAGCAUCAUCGGGGUGAAGGCUCUGCCGCCGGCAGACAUCAGUGACAUCAUCCACUCCACGGAGAAGGGUGACUGGAACAAGCUCGGCAUCCUUGACAUGUUUCUGGGUUGCAUCGCCAAAGCCCUCACCGUGCAGCUGAAAGCCAAAGGCACCACCAUCGCUGGCACGGCUGGCAUGGCUGCUGGUAAAGGGGUCACCACCGUCACGCUGCCCAUGAUCUUCAACUCAAGCUACAUCCGCAGGGGGGAGAGUCACUGGUGGAUGAAAGGCUCCACCCCUCCUCAGAUCGCAGAGAUCAUAAUAAAGCUGGUUAAAGACAUGGCAGCUGGCCACCUUUCAGAUGCUUGGUCCAGAGUCACCAAAAACUCUAUAGCUGAGACCAUUAUAGCGCUGACUAAAAUGGAGGAGGAGCAUCGGUCCCCUGUACGCUGUAUCGCCACCACAAGGCUGUGGCUUGCCUUAGCAUCACUGUGUGUGCUGGACCAGGACCAUGUAGAUCGACUGUCCUCUGGUCGCUGGAUGGGCAAAGACGGACAGCAGAAGCAGAUGCCUAUGUGUGACAACCACGACGACGGAGAGACAGCAGCCAUUAUACUGUGUAACAUGUGCGGCAACCUCUGCACCGACUGUGACCGCUUCCUCCAUCUGCACCGGCGCACACGCUCCCACCAGAGACAGGUGUUCAAGGAGGAAGAGGAGGCCAUAAAGGUGGAUCUGCAUGAAGGCUGCGGGAGAACCAAGCUCUUCUGGCUCAUGGCUCUGGCUGACUCAAAGACUAUGAAGGCUAUGGUGGAGUUCAGAGAGCACACAGGUAAACCAGCCUCCAGCAGCUCUGACGCCUGCAGGUUCUGUGGGACGAGGAAUGGCACUGAGUUGUCUGCAGUGGGAAGCGUCUGCUCAGACCCUGAUUGUCAAGAAUACGCUAAACUGGCGUGCAGUAAGACUCAUGCAUGUGGUCACCCCUGUGGGGGGGUUAAAAACGAAGAGGCCUGCCUCCCAUGUCUGCACGGCUGUGACAAGAGCACCGGCUGUCUGAAACAGGACGCAGACGACAUGUGUAUGAUCUGCUUCACAGAAGCGCUCUCUGCUGCUCCUGCAGUACAGCUGGACUGCACUCACGUGUUCCACCUUCAGUGUACUCGCCGUGUUCUUGAAAAUCGCUGGCUGGGGCCUCGAAUCACGUUCGGGUUCAUGUUGUGUCCAAUUUGCAAGAACAAAAUUAAUCACUCCGUGAUCAAGGACCUGCUCGACCCCAUCAAGGAGCUCUAUGAGGAUGUGAGGAGAAAGGCCCUGAUGAGGCUGGAGUAUGAGGGUCUGCACAAGAGUGAGGCAAUAACUACACCAGGAGCGCGAUUCCACAACGACCCUGCAGGCUUUGCCAUGAACAGAUAUGCAUACUAUGUCUGUUUCAAGUGCAAGAAGGCCUACUUUGGUGGAGAGGCUCGCUGUGAUGCAGAGGCAGGACAGGGAGACGACUACGACCCCAGUGAGCUGAUCUGUGGAGCCUGCUCAGAUGUCUCCAGGGCACAGAUGUGCUCGAAGCACGGCACAGACUUCCUGGAGUAUAAAUGCAGGUACUGCUGCUCGGUGGCAGUCUUCUUCUGCUUUGGCACCACACACUUCUGCAACGCCUGCCACGAUGACUUCCAGAGGAUGACCAGUGUACCCAAGGAGGAGCUGCCCCAUUGUCCUGCAGGCCCUAAAGGCAAACAGCUUGAAGGUACCGAGUGCCCUUUGCAUGUGGUUCACCCGCCAACGGGGGAGGAGUUCGCCUUGGGCUGUGGGGUGUGCAGGAAUGCCCACACCUUCUAAACAACACGGGACUUCAAAUUGAGAACCAGUUCGUCUACUGUGAUUUCUGGCUGCUGCCGAGGCUCAGCCGCGAAGCUUGGCUCUUGCUCCGUCGAGUCUCCUGGACACCGGACCAGGUUUCUGCUCGACACCAAGAGUCCUCAGGUCUGCCCCUCUACCUACAUCAGUUACCGGGCCCUUCUACAAAGCCAGGCUGUGGCUCCUUUGGAAUUCAGAGAGACAUGAAUGGUGGAGGGAAAAAAAGAACAGCAUUUAAAAAAAAGAAGAUUUAAAAAAAAAAAUAAAAAAAAAUAAUAACUUGUGACGUGUUUGCAUGCGGCCGAUGUAUUCCCUCGGCUUCUAUAGAAGUUGCACACCUGAAGUGUAACAAUACAAGAUUAAACAUUGACAAUGAAAUGAAUUUGCUUAAAGGCAACUGUGGAUCAGUGUGGGGUUUAAAAAAAGGAACAGGCCCUAUUCCCAGCUUCCUAACUAUAAAUUUAAAAUAUUGUUGUAUGUAAACCUUUUUCGUAAUCUUGUACAGUAUCCUCCACUGUCAAGUGCAUCGUGGGUUGACGGACAAAAAAGCUGAGUUGGUGAGUAUAGACUGUUAAAAAUAUUUGGGGCGGAAAGUAGUGUACGAUUUAUCUAAUCUUGUAUAUAACGAUACUAUUCAAAAAUAGCUGUAUUCCGAAGUUGCUACUCUUCACUUCAGUUUUGGUUGAUAUUCUGGGUUAUGUUUUGAGCCAGAACUUUUAAUGAAGUGCAAUACUGGGUGUGCCUCCUAUUUUGCAGCUGUUUAACCUAUGGAAUGUAUGUCAAUAAAGCCACUGUACAUUUUUA